UCUCAAUGCAUUUUAAUUCUGUUGGUUGAGGAUAAUGAUAAAAAAAAAUUCUAUUUUUAAUUUAUUGUUAACCCUCACAGCUAUCAAACAACGAACAUUUUAAAAGAUCGUUUAAAAUCUAUAAAUUUUUAGACUCAAAAUUUUCAAGCGAGCUCCUAAAAGUCUUGGAAAUGCAUACAAGUAGUCUAAUACAUCGUCAGUUCGUCACCAUCCGACGUAUUUCGACAGAAGUACUACAAUGAUGAUCAGUUGGGUUUUCUGGCACGUGACAUAUUAUUAUUUAGCCUUUUCCUUUGUGAUUAGGAGGUCUAUUUAGAAGAAUAAUGUAAAAUGAAAACUAUAAGAGAAAAGGAAGAGAAGAGAAAGGUACAUGACCUAAGGUACCUUCUGACUCGCAAGCCGAAAGGUAGCUGUUAAUGCUACGAAUGGACACGUUUAAUUUGGUUUUCAUGGAUAUAUAUAUAGUGGCUGGUGAAUGAAUUGGGUGUAAUUUUAUUUACAAAAUUAUAAUCAAAUUUGUACAGCAAUUACAAACCAAUCAACACUUAAUUAAUUCGACAAUACUCAACCCAAAGAAUAUAUAUAUAUAAAUAAAAAGCUGAGUACGUACUAGCCCCAAGAGAGGAAAAAAGGCAGUGUACUGAAAUCACACUACAGAACAGUAGUCCUUGAAGAGAGGAGGAUUAAUACAUUACUGGCCGAGAGGGACUUUUUGGAGAACUCAGAAUCGCAAAACAUGGAGUGAGGGCCCCCCCUAAUAUAUCAACUUUGAUACAAUUUUUUUCAAAGCAUAUCAAUAUAUAUAUAUAUCAUUAAUUAAACAUAGUACCACUACCACAAAGCAAGAGAGAAGAAGAAAGAAAGUAAAAUAUGUAAAAUGAAUAAUUAAUGGUAUUUCCCGUCGGGGCCUCGAAAGGUGGUUGUGGUUCUACUUACGGAUUACACUGUAGAAAUGCACUUGAUUCACUAUUUGAAGUACUCUCGGCGCGUAGAUUACAUGUAUUAUUCAUUCUCGCCAGAGUCUAACUUAUUUUAUUGGUUGAUUUACGAUAUUUUUCACAUUUACCGAACCCAAACUUUAUACGAACAUCAAACAGGAGCGUCCGUCCUCGAUCUUUUCUAAACAAAAUAAUAAUAGAAAAGGGAAAUAGGGGUAUGAUAAAGGAUCUUCCUUGUUGGUGGGGGCUUAUAUAAAGGAAGGGUAAAGAGUAGAGCCUGCUGGGUGUUUGGCUAGCCUCCUUUCGAAAAGAGUACAAGCUAGCUUAAACUAGUGUUCAGUGUAGUAGUGAGGCAACCCAUUCCACUCUCACAAAAGAGCAGAAAAGAUAGAGAGAGAGAGAAAAGAGAGAAAGGGAAAGGUGAUUGCUCAUUUGCUCUUGCUCUUGUUCCUUGCUGUGUGUUGUUGAGAAAUGGAAGAACAUCUCAGCCCGUUAGCCGUCACUCAUCUGCUUCAACACACACUGAGGAGCUUGUGCAACCACGACAACUCUCAGUGGGUUUAUGCUGUCUUCUGGAGGAUCUUGCCCAGAAACUAUCCCCCGCCCAAAUGGGAUGGGCAAGGAGCGUAUGACCGGUCUAGAGGCAACAGGAGGAAUUGGAUAUUGGUGUGGGAAGAUGGAUACUGCAACUUUGCUGCAUCUUCAGCAACAGCAGCAGAGACCACCACCACUUCUUCUGCUUCUGGUUAUGAGUUUGAGCAGCAAUAUCAUCAUCAUCAGGGGCUGCAGCCUGAGCUCUUCUUCAAGAUGUCCCAUGAAAUCUACAACUAUGGGGAAGGAUUGAUAGGGAAAGUAGCAGCAGAUCACAGCCACAAAUGGGUACACAAGGAACCAAAUGAGCAAGAGAUCAACUUCUUGUCUACAUGGCACAACUCAGCUGACUCUCAACCAAGAACAUGGGAAGCCCAGUUCCAGUCUGGUAUAAAGACCAUAGCACUGAUUGCUGUCCGAGAAGGUGUUGUCCAACUUGGAGCUGUCCACAAGGUGGUUGAGGAUUUGAGCUACGUGGUAACGCUGAGGAAGAAGCUGAGCUACAUAGAGAGCAUUCCAGGAGUAUUACUGCCCCACCCUUGUUCUUCAUCAGCUACCCAAAUCCUCCCCAUGAGAAUGGACGGUUACGGUUACGGUUAUGGCGGCGGCGGAAACCACCCGAUGAUACCGCCUCCGCCGCUGCCUCACCACCACCAUGAAGCCGCGGCUUAUUACCAACUCACUGGCGGCGGCGGGGCAGAUCAUCAGCUGUACGUGGACCAUAACAGCGGCAGCCUCCUGCCGUUCAAGGUAGCUCCGUCGAUGAGCAGCCUCGAAGCCUUGCUCUCCAAGCUCCCCUCCGUCGUCCCGCCGCCGCCGCAUCAUGAGUUCAUGGGCGGAAUGGAGGAGACUGCCGCCGGGGGAGACCGUGAUGCUGGUGGUGGUGAUGAUGACCAACGGUAUGAUAUGGACGGGCAUCAUGAAGUUGGGGAAAGCAGCAGCUCAAAGACGACGACGACAAUGACGUCUAGUCACGGUAAAAGCAGCCAUCGCCGCCAUCAUCAUCAUCAUGAUGAGUUUCAUCUCCACCACCGUGAUUUGAAUGUCAACUGUGCUAGUACUACUACCACCAACAACAACGCUUAUUUUCAGUGAUUAUUCUUAUCCUCAUAUAUAUAUUGGGAUCUAGUUAGUGAGUGAGUGAGUGAGUGAGAAUAAGUAGAAAGUUGAUUAAUUAUGGAGGAUUCGCGCUAGCUGAAAAUGGCGGCUUAUCAUGUUCUGGUGCUACUGGACAUGCAUUUGAUUUCAUCUAAUUAAUUAAUGAGUGCCCUACCCUCUUUAUCUUAUCUUUUCUUUUUUGUAUCUUUUUUUGGGUUGGUUGAUGCUACCUACAAACUAAUGAUUGAUGACAUUAGUUUCAUCUUUUUUUGUUUAUUUAAUUUUCACUUAUUUUCAUAUUGCGGUAUAUGUGAUAUUUUGGUUUGGUUUGGUUCCGCCUUGCUUUUUUUUUUUCUUGUGUUUUCCCUCUCUUCUUUUAUAGGAUAUAUUUAUAUAUAUCUACAAGGAAAAUUUAUAGGGAGAAAAGCCGUUGGACUAAGAUCAGGUGACUAAGUGAAUUUUUUAGUUAUUUGAUUAAGUGAAUCUCAAUAUUUUCAUUUCAUUAAAAUAUAAAGGUUUUAAUUAAUUUAAUUUAAUGAAAGGCUAUAAAUUAAUUACAUGAUUAUUUAUGUUAUUAAUCAAAAUAAUAAUAAAUAAAUAAAAGUUUGGCUCGUCCCUCCCGCCCGGUCGUUGAAUUGUCGACCGCAUGGGUUUUUUUCCCGGCCUUUUUUCCCCCGGCAUCUCCCGCGUUACGCCGGCUGUUUCCUGCUCCGCCAGCCGUUUGGGGAAUUCCCGGCAGCGUGGGGGACUUGUUCCAAGCGACAUGGGGGAUUUUUUUUCCCCAACCUAUUUCUAGGAGUUCUCUACGAGAGAGAGAGAGAGGGGUGGAUUUCCGGCGAUCAGAGAAAGUGGAGGUGAAUUUUCCGGUGACAGUGUUGAAUUCGUGGUGUUUGUCGACCUAUUUUGUAAUGUUUAUAAGUCCAGUUUGUAUUGUUUAUAUCAAUUGGAUUUGUAUCGUUUAUCAUUCAAGUCUGUUAUUUUUGUCUAUUGUGUUUGUAAUGAUUACAUGACUAAUUUAUAUAUAUUUUGAUUUAUAAUAUUUGUUACUCUAUUUUGUAUACUUUACAUUCUAAUUUGUAUACUUUGUAAUAAAAUUUUCAUAUAUAUACAGAUGAUGAUAUAAUAAAAAAAUAUUUUAUUUUAUGAAAAACCUUAGCGGUAUGUUACAUGAAAUGAUGAAAAUAUAAACAAUAGGAGGAAGAAUGUAAAAUUGAAAGGUGUUUGAAACUAAAUGUUAUAAAUAUUUUAUUUGGAGAUUUAUUAUUAGUGAAUAAAAAUGUUGGUACCAAAAAAAAGGAGAGAAGUUUUUCUCCCUAGAAUAUAGACGGGUAGAAAAUUUAUGAAAACUUGGGCAUUUUUAGGAUUCGUAAAUAAACUCUCGUCGUGAGAUAUUAUUGAUUUAGAAAUCUAUAUAAAGUUCUGUUUUAAUAGUUUAAAUGAUUCAAAUGUCCUUCCUACAAACUCUCAUAAUGCUGCUGAAAGUUUCGAAUAGAGUGUGUUCUGACUUUUGAUAGAGAAUCUCCCAAAAGAUUAAUGUAAUAAUAUUUUUACUUUUAAUAUUAUCAUAUCAUUUUCGGUUUUGAAGUCCUGAUUUUGUCCUUAGUGUAUAUAGUAGAUGGGAAUAUGGGAUAAAUUCUUAGCUGCAAUCUACUACCACUAAAAAGUAUCUGUUUUCACCCAAAAAAAAAAGUAUCUAUAUUAUAAUUAUAUAUAUACCGCAAGGGAGGAGACAUAUAUUUAGGGAGCAUGCAUGGUAUGGUGUCGAUUGUUAUCAUCUUUUUAGGGUUUGGAUCCACAACCACAUCUGCUUCUUUUCACUUUCUUUCCCAAACAAGAAAAAAGGGCCUUUCUUUUAACCACUAUAUAUUAUCUUUAAUCAUCAUUCAACACCUUUUAUUAAAAGGUCUUAAUCACG
Messenger RNA from Linum trigynum, 4542 nucleotides. NCBI's taxonomy places the organism in Eukaryota, Viridiplantae, Streptophyta, Magnoliopsida, Malpighiales, Linaceae. The record is from the annotation of a GenBank genome assembly.